Andrographis paniculata is the source of this 4774-nucleotide messenger RNA. RefSeq lists its product as uncharacterized. Lineage: Eukaryota; Viridiplantae; Streptophyta; Magnoliopsida; Lamiales; Acanthaceae. Gene Ontology annotation, cellular component: cytoplasm. Gene Ontology annotation, biological process: protein phosphorylation; signal transduction. Gene Ontology annotation, molecular function: protein kinase activity; ATP binding; protein binding. Bases 512 to 4624 code for a protein of 1370 amino acids. The record is from RefSeq and is a predicted model, not a curated record. The transcript is spliced from 10 exons.
CCCUGUUUCGCUCACACACACUGCCCUCUCUCUCUCUCUCUCUCUCUCACACAUACACGCCAAGCUCCAAUUCAAUACUCAGAAUCUUUCUGGGAAUUCUUAAACCGAAUUGGCCCUCCUUCCCUCAUGAGCAAUCCAGAUAGAAAGUGACCUCCUUCACCGCUGCCUACACACUUUUUCAAUUUCACCCCCAACACCAACAACGCACUCACUAUUGGGCCCUCCAAAUCCCUACAGGAAAGCAACUCCCGCCCUUCUUCAACACACGCAUUUCCAUUUCUAUUUCCAAUUUUAUUAUUCUUUUAUCGGAUCCAACCAAUUUAUGCAUACAUAAAUCCGUCCAUGUUCGGUGGGUGUGGUUGGAGAGAUAUAUAUGUAUAGAUUUUGGGGAUUUUGGUUCGAAGAAUUUUGUUUCUUAGGUUUUAGAUAACCCCACCGCCUCGAACACUCACUGCCCAUUGUCAUUUCCGACUUCGAUCUGAAUCAGUAUUAGUGGUAGGAAGAAAUUGAUAUGGCUUUCGAUCAGAGUUCAAUCCCCAGUGAUUUGCGUCCGCUGAAUAUCGCAAGGAAUGGGCCGGAGGACCAGAGAAUUUCUCCGGUGACCUCGUCAGGGAGGCCGCCGAUGGAGGGGUUCUACGCUAACCCAUCGUCAGAGGUCGGCGGCAGCCCCAGCACGAUGCCGCCCACAGUUUAUUACCAAAGUACAGCUGCAGAUACAGGAUUUGUUCCUAUAGGGUAUAACGCUGCCGUUCCUGGGAUUUCCGGCGGGUGGGUUAAGCAUGUUGUGGUGCCUCCGCCUCAGCCUCAGCCUCAGCCUCAGCCUCAGCCUCAGCCUCAACCAGGGGUUGUUGGUGUUUCGGUGGUGAAUUCGGCGCCUGUGUCUGCUAAUAGUUCUAAUUUGGGGGCAAAGUCGAGGAGCAGUGUUUCAGAUCAUACUAGUGAUGACAGUGGCCAUGGUUCCAUCUCAGGACGGAAGAUUAAGUUUCUAUGUAGUUUUAGAGGGAACAUAUUGCCACGGCCCAGCGACGGGGUGUUGAGGUAUGUAGGAGGGCAGACUAGAAUAAUUAGUGUUAGAAGGGAUAUUAGUUUCAGCGAUUUUGUUCAGAAACUGACGGAUGUAUAUGCGGAUAGUGUGGUGAUAAAGUACCAGUUACCUGAUGAGGAUCUUGAUGCGCUUGUGUCGGUCUCAUGCCCGGAUGAUCUUGAGAACAUGAUGGAUGAGUAUGAAAAGCUGAUGGAGAGGUCUUCGGAUGGGUCAGCUAAAUUGAGGAUAUUUUUGUUUUCACCUGCAGAACUUGACAGUUCGGGAUUGGUACACCUUGGAUACUUACAGGACAGUAGCCAGAAGUAUGUGGAAGCUGUGAAUGGGAUUGCAGAUGGCUUUACCGGUGGCGGCGGCAAUGGUGGUGAUUGUAUUGCACGAAAAGAGAGCCUUGAGAGUACUGUUUCUGGUCAAGGUUCAGAUUUGAGUGGCACAGAGGGAGCCGACAGCGUAGUUCGCAGCCCACGGGAGAUUGCUAAUUUGCUACCUCCUCCAGGUGGAAUAUCUCCCACUGCUACAUCCGGAGUCCCCCUCGUUCCACUAGUUAAUUCCGGGCCUCAAACAACAUUAGGUGCCAAAUCCGAGCAAGAGAUGGAGAGAUCUGUGCCUGCAGCUCUCCCACAGGCAUCACCAAUCAUGAGUUUUCCAGCAUCUUCACCUUAUGUGCAGAGCUAUGUGGAUCCUCAUCAAGAAGCUUCGAAUCGUCCAAAUUAUGUUCAGCUUCCGUCCCAGAUGGGAUAUCCUCCACAUAUGUUAGGUCCAGUGAGGCCUGUUUUAAACCAACAGCCUAUGAAUGUGGGAGCUUCUCCACAACAGUUUACACCUUCUGUACAUAUGACGAUGAAUCCCUCUUAUUUGAGCAUGAAGCCGAGUGUCAUUCCCGGGAUUUCUCAGCAGCAUCAUGUUCAAGUGGAGCAUUAUCCUGCCGAAAGCAUGAUCCCUCAGAGGAAUGCCCCAUUUCCUGGUUACAUUGCACAGCAAUCUCAAGUCCCCACACCUGUGCAGGGAGGGGUACAUAAUUGGCCACAUAUUGCACAUUCUGAGCUGAUACCGUUAUCCGAGGGAGGAUUACCUCCUCAACAAAGUAAACUUCCUGAAAAUAUCUCCAGAGUCGAGGGCUGCUGUUUGUGUGAAAAAGCAUUGCCACAUGCUCAUUCAGAUACAAUAGCCCAGGAGCUUAAGGAAACUCCUAGUAGCGCCAUGUCUGAUGUGAAACCGAACUAUCAUAGUCUCCUCUUGGAUGAUUGUGGACGACCAGUGAUGAGACCUGUUGCAUCUGGAACUAUGACAGAAGGCAAUAUUGGUGGUUCUCGACUUAGGAUGGCAGGUAACGAGGAUCAUGAGUCCGUUAAAGAUCAGACAGAGGUGAUAGGGCUUCAACAGCACACAGAAAGGCAGUUUGGAAAUGAUAAAACUAUUCCGCAGGGAGUCGUGAUCACGAGUGGGACUCAGUAUCCAUAUGGUUUGUUUGUUGCUAAUGCUCCUCAGGCGUAUCAUGCUAAUGCUGCACAAAAUUAUUUUCAGCCUCAACUCCAAGUAAUACACGACACUGCAAUCAGCAAACCUUUAACUAGUGAUGUUUCGAGUGCUGGCAUGCCUUUGCAUAUAAAGGAUUAUGUUGUUAGUGAAUCUCCAAAUGACUACUCUGCUAAAGUUGUUGGUGGAGUUCCUGUAGAUGAUCCCACUUCAAUGGCUGUUAACCAUCUGAGGCAAAUCAAUACGAGGUUAGAAAAUCUUCAUGUCAACCCGUCUGAAUUUAUGUCUGGCAAUGAGUUCAACCAACCUGGAGUGGUUUCCGCUCCUUGGAGGGAAAAUAUCCCAGAGAAUAGGCAACAUCUGCCGCCCGACAUGAAACCUUUUCAACCUGAAUCCAAGGAGGUGACAGAGCUGCCUCUAGGAGGUGUUCAGAGCCAGUAUUCAUUGUUUGGGGAUAGUAAUUUGCACCCAGGUGAUGCUUCGGGAAACUCCAUCUAUUCUGGCGGUGGGCCUGCCCUUGCCCUAAACUCGGAAAAGAUCCCAACUGCCAACGGACAUCGAGAGAACAUUGGAUGGUCUCCACCCAAGAUAACUGGUGAAACAGAAGGUCUCACUCAUGAUAGAUCAUCUAAUUUACUGUCUGACAGGGUUGGAGAUAUCGCAGAUAACUUAGCAUCGGUCCUUACCAACCAGGAUUCUUGGAACAUGAUGCCCGAUCCCCAUUUCUGCCCUCCCCUGCCUACCAAACUUCAAACAAGAAGAGACAAUGAUGGGAUGAAAAAUCCUGCUGGUGAUAGUUGUUCUGUCAAUGUUGGUGAAGCUUCAUCAGGUAAUUUCAAGGAAUCACCAUUCGAGACUCUUGGGGGAAAUGGGGCAUACCAGCCCUCUGGCGAUCUCAAUUGGGAUUUCAGUCGUAACUAUACUAUACCAAAUGAAAGUUCAGCUGAGGAUCUAAUAAAGCAAGAACUUCAAGCUGUUGCUGAGGGUGUAGCUACUUCCGUGCUUAAUUCAUCUGUUCCAUCUAGUUCAGACCUAUCAGCAUCUGUUUUGAGGACUUCUUCGAAUGUUCAACAGAAAAGUGGCGACCAGCAGCCUACCAAGCCAGAUACUCAGCAUGGCGACACAUUCGUGGAGAUAAAGACAAAGUUGCCGCAGAAGAUAAAUUUUGGAUUCCCUGCUUCUGGCAUUGGUCGACUACAGAUUAUUAAAAACAGUGACUUGGAAGAGCUACGAGAAUUGGGUUCGGGCACUUUUGGUACUGUUUAUCAUGGAAAGUGGCGAGGUACUGAUGUUGCAAUUAAACGCAUCAAUGAUAGAUGCUUUGCUGGGAAGCCUUCAGAACAAGAACGAAUGAGGGACGAUUUUUGGAAUGAGGCAAUUAAGCUCGCCGACUUGCACCAUCCCAAUGUGGUUGCUUUCUAUGGUGUUGUGCUUGAUGGUCCUGAUGGGUCUGUGGCUACUGUUACUGAAUUCAUGGUGAAUGGUUCUUUGAGGAAUGCUUUGCAGAAGAACGAAAGGAAUCUUGAUAAGCGCAAGCGCCUGUUGAUUGGCAUGGAUGUUGCAUUUGGAAUGGAAUACUUGCAUGGAAAAAAUAUUGUACAUUUCGACUUGAAAAGUGACAAUUUAUUGGUCAAUCUUCGCGAUCAACAUAGGCCAAUAUGCAAGGUUGGUGACUUAGGCUUGUCCAAGGUGAAAUGCCAGACACUAAUUUCCGGCGGCGUUAGAGGAACCCUUCCAUGGAUGGCACCGGAGCUUCUCAACGGCAGCAGUAGUCUUGUUUCAGAGAAGGUUGAUGUAUUUUCUUUCGGAAUCGUAAUGUGGGAACUUCUCACGGGAGAAGAACCUUAUGCGGAUCUCCACUAUGGGGCCAUUAUCGGUGGUAUUGUGAGCAACACUCUGCGGCCAGCUGUGCCGGAGAAUUGCGACCCCGACUGGAAAUCUCUGAUGGAGAGGUGUUGGGCGUCGGAAUCCUUAGAAAGGCCUAACUUCACAGAGAUCGCAAACGAACUGAGGGCCAUGGCAGCUAAGCUGCCUCCAAAAGGACAAGGACAGCAGCAGCAGCAGCCGGCGCAGGUUCCAUCGACAAACCCACAAGUCAAAAACUAGAAACCAAAUCGCCAUUACACAUACAUUUGAUACAUUACUUACUACUGCAAACCCCAAAAACCUAACAUUUGGGUUAUGAGUGAGUGAGUGAGUGAGUUAGUUGGGAUUCUGCCAUUUUACAGUUGGUAUGGAUGAAUUACUUUGCAUAAA